Molecule: messenger RNA, 7800 nt
Organism: Vespa mandarinia (Asian giant hornet)
Lineage: Eukaryota; Metazoa; Arthropoda; Insecta; Hymenoptera; Vespidae
Gene: msi
Product: RNA-binding protein musashi
Biological process (GO): regulation of translation
Cellular component (GO): cytoplasm
Molecular function (GO): mRNA binding
Source: RefSeq, a predicted model, not a curated record
AACGAUACAGGGUCCUCUAUCGAAGGGCAGAGGUACUACGAAUUAUUGGCACGCGUCGAUAUUCCCUAUUACGAUCGAACGCAUUCCAAAGAAAUAUUACGUUCGUUUCACCAUAGUCGAUAGAUCGUUUAUUAUUAUAUCGAAUUUAAAGCGGCUCGUUAUUUUCAGAUAACAAUCGUGCCGUAGGAAAACGGCCAUUGGUAGAAAAAUGCGAAACAUUCGUUAGCAGUUCGUGUAUACGAUGAUCGCUCGGUUUUUAUCUCUUAAAAUAAGACACUUGCCUCGUUUCGAAGAGUUCCUUUGUCAUUGAUCGUAUCAACACGUUACUCCAACGAUAACGGCCAUUUUUAGAUUCUGUGAAAAAAGGAGAAGGAUAUCGAGUCGGAAAAUGUAUUAAAAGUCGCAACAAACUUCGAGAAGAGAGAGAGAGAGAGAGAGAGAGAGAGAGAGAGAGAGAGAGAGAGAGAGAUAGAGCCGUUAGUACGCGUGACGGCCGUCGUGCGUUGGAGGGUGCGCUCACGUCCCGCGCUCAUCCCCCCGCAUCCUUUCGACCUAUCCUAGGGGCGCCCCCUUCUAACCUCACCCCCGCUCAACGUCCGGUAAACGUAUUCAGCCAACGAGCUACGUUCCCCCUCCCUCGUGACAGCCGGCGCGGCGCCACUGCCGCCUAGCCGGCGAGGCAGGGGCUACCCCCACCACUCGAGCACCGGCAGUCGGUGCGAGUGCAUAGUCGACGCAUAUCGUUGAAAGAGAGAAGCAGGGACGCGCGUUUCCUUCUAGUUUUCUUCUUGUGUCCUAAGACCGUACGCGCGCGCGCGCGCGUGUCUAUAAUAUAUAUAUAUAUAAUAUAUAUAUACACACACACACAUAUAUAUAUGUGUGGUGUGUGUAUGGUGUGUAUGUGUGUGUGUGCGUGCGUGCGUGCGUCCGUCCUUAGGGCGAAGCAAGCAACGAUCGGUCCUCGAUUUUACCCGAGUCUCGACUUACUCACCGCGGUCGCGUCGUACCUUUCGAGAAAAUCAACGAGAAUCGAAAUAGAGAGAGAUUUGGCGCGUCCUCUCGCGCACGCGUGACGCGAGAAAGAAGAAGAAGGCCUCAAAGGAUAGGACGAGACAGAGAAGAAAGAGGAAACGGAUAAAGAAGUAAUAUCCUAAAAGUGGUGUGACCGUGCCUCGUGUGCUUCCUGCCUAUCUGUGAAAAAAGACCGAGGAGCAAGAGAGAAAAGUACGUGCGGCAUCUGUCCUUCUUUCUUUCUCUCUUUGGUUUCGCGUGCGGCUGCCAGAGCGCUGCUCGCAGAUCCCUUUCGUCCUUUGUCUCGCGCGUCCCGCUGGCUCUCGCGUUCCGUUUCGUUCCGCGCGUUACCACCGCGAGAAGAGAGAAGAAAGGAAGAAUUCUCGACUAUAACGUUUUUUUUGCUUUCUUUUUUUUCUUUUUCUUUUUCUUUAUUCCCUCCUCGCUGGGUAUAUCCUUUUAGCCGCGUCGCGUCGCAUCGUGUCGCGUAUCGCGUGCUCUCGGAGACCUUGAACUUGCUACCGAGUCGUCCUCGCAGCCGUCGUGCGCGUCGUCUCUCCUUUCCACGCGCUACCUUGUCUCUCGGUUCAGCGUUCUCGUCGAAAGGAAAGGAGAGAAGGAACUCAAGCGAAAAAAAAGCUACGCGAGAGAUAACGAUCGUUAUCGCGAUACACCGCGAUAUCUGGAUACUUGGAGAAACGGAGAGGGAGAAAGAGAGAGAGAGAGAGAGAGAGAGAAAGAGAGAGAGAGAAAAGCCGAACGCAAGCCAGGGAUCCUGGAAGUUAAGAAGAGUCAGGAUGUUUCCUUACACGACCUUCCCGGCAGUCGGGAUGCAGGUACGAAAUCUGGUUGUCGGGCCUGGUGAAGUGACUAUGGACCACCGGGUGCGGGCGCGAACGGUGGACCAACGGUGACCAAGACACGGUGUAUUGUCUAUUCGCCGGCAUGGAGGCAGCGAACGGUGCAAUCGAGCACGAUUUUCACAAUGCUCUGGUCCCGAUAAACGGUAGCCAUUCCGGCAGUUCUGGUAGAAGUACACCAAACGGAGGUGAUCCAGCCCCUGGAAAACUCUUUGUCGGUGGUCUAUCAUGGCAAACUAGUAGCGAAAAGCUCAGGGAAUAUUUUGGCAUGUUUGGAACCGUAACUGAUGUUCUCAUCAUGAAGGAUCCUGUUACACAGCGUAGUCGUGGGUUCGGUUUCAUCACGUUCGCCGAGCCCGGCAGCGUCGACAAGGUGCUGAAGUGUCCCAUCCACACCCUGGACGGUAAGAAGAUCGACCCGAAGCACGCGACGCCGAAGAACCGCGCGAAGCAGGCUAAUCGGACGAAGAAGAUCUUCGUCGGUGGGGUGAGUCAGGAGACGAGUAGCGAGGAGGUGAAGGCCUACUUCAAUCAGUUCGGCAAGGUCGAGGAAACGGUGAUGCUGAUGGAUCAGCAAACGAAGCGACAUCGGGGUUUCGGCUUCGUCACUUUCGAGAACGAGGACGUGGUGGAUCGCGUCUGCGAGAUCCAUUUUCAUACUAUCAAGAACAAGAAGGUCGAGUGUAAAAAGGCUCAGCCGAAGGAAGCCGUUCAACCGGGUGCCUUAGCCCUCGGUAAGAGAGUGGUUUUGGGCGCGUUGGGGGUUAGAUUGGCGCCCCAACCGCCGCUCCCGGUGGCCGCGGCGGCAUCUCAGAUCGUCGCCGCACAAGCGCAAGCCCAGGUACAAGCGGCCGCGGCCGCUGCCGCGGCUGCCCAAGUGCAAAACGCCGUCGCUGGCUACGGAAAGUUAUUCGCUAGCAGUUAUCCCGCGUUAUCCGCCUAUAGAUAUGCGCCCUAUCCGAUUCCAGCUGCGGCGGUCGCAGCCGCGGCCGCGGCCGCGGCACCUGCCCCGGCUCCGGCCCCUCCUGCGGCCGCCGCGGCUGCCGCGGCUGCGGCUGCGGCGAGUCCGGCCGCGGCAGCAGCUCCUGGCAAUCCCUAUCAAGGAUACUCCCUGACAAACGUCGACAUGUCGAGCUUCCAAGGUGUCGAUUGGGGCUCUAUGUACGGCAUGGGCAUGUACGUCUAAGCUCCUUCCUUCUGUCGUCACAUCUCUAUUUUUUCUCUUUCCUUCCUCAAAUCCUUUGCUUCCUCCGUCUCUCCUCACACUACUCUCAUGUCCCGUUCGCGUCGUUUACCUUUCACUUGUACCAGCGACUCUUUCUCUCUUCCUCAACCAACUUUGACUUGUCACCCAUUCUUCCUCUCUAUUCCUCUAUUUUCUCUCUCUCUCUCUCUCUCUCUCUCUCUCUCUCUCUCUCUCUCUCUCUCUCUCUCUCUCUCUCUCUCUCUCUCUCUCUCUCUCUCUCUCUCUCGACCAUCACCAGCCUGACCGCCGACGCGAACAUUCGGAGAAAUCGAAUGCGAGAUUUACAAGUGCCUGCUGCUUAUCUCUCUGGAGUCUACGAUGAUGACAACAACAUCAAUAAGAAGAUCCUCGUCUAUCUUCGCGAGAAAUAUCGAGGCAACAUCGAUCCUUUGGUAGAAGUGCGAACGCACGGCGCGAAGCGGCCGGACCUUGACAUAUUUGUUAUCUCCUUCAAGAUCAAAAGUUCAAACCGAUAAAGACUGGAAUACGGGUAUGUACCGCAGGAUGACUGAUCUCGUCGAUUAGAGAGAUAAUCGUAGCCACGAAUUCGAAUUAGAGGAAGAUGUAGCUGCGAACGAGUCGCGAUAUGUAUAUGUAUCUCUAGUUAAGGACGAGGCGAGCGCGUGGAGAAAAAAAAGGGAAUAUCGAGGAGCGAGAAGGGAAACGCGAUGCUUCGAGACGAAUUCCAAGUUUUUUCUUUUCUUUUCUUUUCUUUUUUUUUCUCUCUUUUUUUUUUUUUACGUUCUCUUCAUUGUUCUUUAUUGUCUCGAUUCGAAGCUAUCACGAUCUUUUGGUUUUUUUUUAUCUCCCUAUUUUCGAGUCGUACAUUCGUAUUUCGCGCUUGUCGAUUCCCAAGUUCCACGUUCCCCGUGGCAAUGUUACGGUCUCGUUGUUGCGGUCUCGUCUUGCGGCCCCGAACUUAAUUACCGAUUAUCAAUUAAAAUAUUUGCGUCACUGAAUCGACCGAACCUUCGUUUAACUGGUCGUUCUCCUUUUUUAAACGCGACGCGUGCAAGCAAUAAAAUAUACCGUGAAGAUAAAAAAAAAAAAGAAAAAAAAAGAAAAAAAAAAGAAAAAAAAAACGGGGGUCAGGCGUGCGAUACCGCCAACGAACGGGAUAACACCUUCCAAUGGUCUUUGUCUCGGUUUAUUUAAAUAUUUUUUUAUUCUUUCUCAAGUUAUCUUUCUUUUCCGUACCCAGCGAGAAUCUGCUCGUGCAUUUUCCCGAGAGAUAGUCGAAAGUAUCUGUUAUAUCGAUCGUAUCAAUCCCAACUACGAUCGAUCUUUUUUCUCGACUUUCGACACUCCGUAUUUUUGUCAUUCUCGGGGAAGCGUAACACAGCGACUCUACACUUUCCGUAAAAAAAAAGACACGGGGACACGAGAGAUAUUUGCAUGUGUAUGUACGCGAAUAUAUAUACACACACACACACACACACACACAAAGAGCAUACAAAAUACAUACGUACACGUAUAUACAUGUGUGGAAGGUCGCUUCGAUCGACAAGAGUACAGACAAAUACGUCUAGAUAUAUGAUGUAUAGUGUAAUACAUAUAUAUUUUUCUUCGAGUAACGGAAGACAAUAUUUCUCCGAUCUUGGUCGCGCGUACAUUAAUAUUAAUAAUAACUUUUUAGAUGACGCGUUCGCGUAAGAUUAGUUCUCUUGCGUAAAAAGCUGGGUUAUCGUUACAUUUACACAAAUACACAUAUGCGCGCGCGCACGUACACACACACACAUACACUCAGAGAGAACGAGACACAUAAUUGUACGAGACACAGAUAGUAUUUAAAAAGACAUUUCGACAUCCGUUUUGAAAAAACCGCGCGCGCGUGUACUCGAUCGAAAAUGACUAUGAACAAUUCUUUUUGAAAGAUGAUGUAACGGGAAGGACUUUGUUUUCAUUGAAUUGCAAACUCGGCGAGUUUACUUAAACGGAAUAAUUAGUAGCGGUAACGACAAACAGUUUUGAUGAAUAAGGCAAAAUACUUUGUCUGCGCUCUAUCCGCGCGAGUAUAAUUAUAAUAUAAUAUAAUAUAAUAUAAUAACAAUAAUAAUAAUAAUAAUAAUAAUAAUAAUAAUAAUAAUAAUAAUUAUUAUUAUUAUUAUUAUUAUUAUUAAGAGAAAAGAACAAAACAGAGAUACUCGUUCAUAGGUUACGUUUUAACUGUAUGUGUAUAUAAAUGUAUAUACGUAUGUACGUGCGUACUCGACAUACGAUAGGCUCUGCGUGUCUAUCCUAUGUUAAGUAUUAAUGUACGUGCGUGUAUACGCGUAUAUAUAUGUAUGUAAAUUAUAUAUAUAAAUAUUCUAUAAUUAUGUAAGUCGAGUUCGUGCGUUGAAAAACGAACUAACCAGGAACCCAAGAUUGAGAUUAGCUGGACGCGCGUUAAUCAAGCGAGUCUAAUUAGAUUAAUUAAAUCUUUAAGUGCAGGAUUAAGUUUAGUCAUUAAGAAGCGAUUAAUUUAUAUACGAAUCGUGCGUAGAACGCGUCCCGAGUUUCGUCGAAGUCCCAAACUUUCAAUGUUUCGAACCUAUAGGAAUGUCAAAUUCCCUCGGUCUAUCGCGAAAAUUUCGCUCCUCGUAGCUCAGAUGCCCACCGUAUAUAUUAAGCGAUUCGAUUGAGUGAUCUUAGUUCGUUAGUUCUCCCACCUUGUAUUUAUUCAUAAUUAUAUAUUAAGACUCUUCGUUAUCCUAGCUUUCAAAGUAAAGUAUUAUACAACAAAUACUCGUACCACGUACGAUUUGUGUUCUAUCUAUCUGUCUGUGUAUUUUUCUUUUCUUUUCUUUCGUUUAUUAACAAUUUUUGGCUGUGCAAGGCGAAUUUAAUUUUAUAAAUUAUUAUUAUUUCGUUUCUUUUUUCAUAUUAUUAUUUCUCAUAGCUUUUAAAUUAAUAAUCGCUAUAGACCGAGGAACGGUGAAAAAAAAGAAAACGAAUAAAUGAAAAAGUAGAGAGGCAAAAAGUUAAGGCAAGCAAAAUAUCAGGGUACGUUAAAACAAAAAAAAGUGGAAGGGGGGCAACGUUUAUUAUCAUUAUCAUUAUUAUUAUUAUUAUUCUAAUCGUUAUCGGAUGUCGAUAAUCUCGGAACGACGUUUUCGUCGCGCGAGAAGGACGAAGGAUGUGAGAAAUUUCGAGCAAUAAGCGUUAAAAACAACCUUAUGAAGCAUCUACCAUAUUACCACUUUAUCAAUAUGUACCUAUAACGAUAAUUUAUAACGAUAAGCGAGCGUUGCGUACGUUAGUCUUACAAGAUGAAAAUAAAAUCUAGAGAUACGAAAAUGAUAUACUUAAGAAUAUGCUGAGAAAGAAGAAGGGAAAAGGACAUUGAGGGUGGGCUUGGGGGAAAAGCUGAAAGAUUAAAUAAGCGAGAAAGGGAAAAAGAAAAGUGUGAGAGAAAGGGCAUACGCGUAGGAUGAAGGAGGAAGGGUUUAUCAUCCCUUCCGAACGACAAGUAAUAUUCUCUAGUGAUAUACACAUAUACAUAUAUAUUACUGUAUAUAUGUCUAUAUAUAUAUAUAUAUAUGUAUAUGUAUAUGUGUAUAUAUAUAUAUAUUAUAUAUAUUAAUUAUAUACGAUAUUAUUAUGACGAUAAUCAUCCCGUAUUAUUAGCGACGAGAAAACUCGCGAGUGAUGUUUAUGACUUAUAAAUGAAAAGAAUAAUACAUUUUAGGGAUGUAAGGGAUAUUAAGCGAAAAUAAGAAAAGGAAGGGAUGAGUUGGCCGAACGAAGGAGCGUACGUCAUCGAUGAUAAACGUGGCCGUGUGCGUGCGUGCGAUAAUGCAAACGGAAAGAGGAAAAGAUGACAAAGUAUUGGCAAGGAGAGACGAGCGAAAUACCGGGCCUAAAUUUUCACUUAUUCUUGUAAUCCGUCAAGUAUUUUUCCCUAUAGAUUCCUUAAUUUUUUCUUUCUCGAUUUAAUAAUGAGAGAUAACGCGCCCGGUAUCGCAAAUGUGUCUUCCCUCUCUCUUUCUCUCGCUCUUUCCCUCUUCUCCUGCUUCUCCUACUUAACAGACGGAAUUUUUGCUUCUCGAGGGGAAGGAAUAGAGAGAGAGAGAGAGAAAGAGAGAGAACACGAGUCUCUGCGUUAUACGAACGCACGUAUACACGUAUAAGUAAUGGUACGAUCUCGGUUUUAACGAGAUUAAUUUUUGGAAGCAUUCUCUCUCUCUCUCUCUCUCUCUUUCUUCUCUCUUUCUCUCUCUCUCUCUCUAUCUCUCUCUCACUAUCUCUGUUGUACGGCUUGCUCGUCGAAAACAGUCGAGCUUUCGUGAUAUUUGUACUUAACUAUUAAGCCCACUCAAAGUUGGUGUGUUAAAUAAAAUAACACAUUACCGAUUAAUCGAUUAUAACGCAAUUAUCAAAGCGUCGAUAGCAAUAACAUUUUUGGUAGACGAUUACGAUAAAGUUUGGUGCGUUCGACUCGACGAGCAAGCGAACGAAAUCGGCAAUAAUAAAAAUCACGAACGGGGAAAAAUAUUAAUCGUCGUCGACAUUUCUGUGUUCGGAAAUCGUCGAUCGUUCUUCUUCAACGUUUUAAUAAAAAAUCGAUAGAAAAAGGCGUAAUAAUUAUAAAAAAAAAAAGAAAAAAAAAAAAGAAACAAGUUUCUGCGGUGGAAAACUCGUUCAUCUCUAAGAAGACGAUCGUGAUUUCACGGUGCACGAACUAAAAAAAAAAAAGAAAAA